Molecule: messenger RNA, 2418 nt
Organism: Diaporthe citri
Lineage: Eukaryota; Fungi; Ascomycota; Sordariomycetes; Diaporthales; Diaporthaceae
Exons: 4
Coding region: 1-2418 (805 amino acids)
Biological process (GO): peroxisome fission; mitochondrial fission
Cellular component (GO): cytoplasm; membrane; microtubule
Molecular function (GO): GTPase activity; microtubule binding; GTP binding
Source: RefSeq, a predicted model, not a curated record
AUGGCUGCACUCGGCGACGACCUCUUGUCCACGGUCAACAAGCUGCAGGACCUGGUCUUCAACACAAUCGGAAACGACUCGCUCGAUCUCCCUCAGAUUGUCGUUGUCGGCUCUCAGUCUGCCGGGAAGUCGUCCGUACUCGAGAACAUUGUUGGCCGUGACUUUCUGCCCCGCGGUAGCGGUAUCGUCACACGCCGGCCCCUUAUCCUCCAGCUCAUCAACGUCCCUGACGACGGUAUCGAUGCCUCGCAACAAGCUGCGCAUCCUUCCCAAUACAACGCAAAUGUCGCGCGCCCUGGCGAAUGGGGCGAGUUCAACCACAUCCCCAACAGGCGCUACACCGACUUUGGCGACGUCAAGCGCGAGAUUGAGAAUGAGACUGCCAGGGUGGCCGGCAACAACAAGGGCAUCACUCGCCAGCCCAUCAACCUCAAGAUUUAUUCUCCACACGUUCUGAACCUCACCCUGGUCGACCUCCCAGGCCUCACAAAGGUGCCUAUCGGUGACCAACCUGCCGACAUCGAAAAGCAGACUCGCAACCUCAUCUCAGAGUUUAUCGCAAAGCCAAAUAGCAUCAUCCUCGCCGUCUCUCCCGCCAACGUCGAUAUUGUAAACUCCGAGGCUCUCAAGCUUGCCCGCCAUGUCGACCCAUUGGGACGGAGGACUAUUGGUGUCCUGACCAAGGUGGAUCUCAUGGACCAUGGUACCAACGCCCUUGAUAUUCUGUCCGGGCGAGUUUACCCCCUCAAGCUGGGAUGGAUCGGUGUCGUAAACCGAUCACAGCAAGACAUCCAGGGCAACAAGCCCAUGGAAGAGGCCCUGAAAGAUGAGGAGAACUUCUUCAAGCUGCACCCAGCGUACAGGAAUAUUGCCAUGAAGUGUGGCACGCGCUUCCUGGCCAGGACCUUGAACACCACUUUGAUGGGACAUAUCAGGGAUCGCCUGCCUGAUAUCAAGGCUCGACUGAAUACACUGAUGGGACAGACCCAGCAAGAACUCGCCAGCUAUGGCAACAUGCAAUUUAGUGGUAGAGAGCACCGGGGCUCUCUCAUUUUGCAGCUUAUGACUCGAUUCGCAGCUUCAUUCAUGUCAUCGAUUGACGGGACUUCAACCGAGAUCUCCACCAAGGAGCUGUGCGGUGGCGCCCGGAUAUACUAUAUUUUCAACUCCGUGUUUGGCAGCUCGCUAGACACGAUCGACCCGACCUCCAAUCUCUCUGCUUCUGACAUCCGCACCGCAAUCAGGAACUCUACUGGUCCUCGGCCGAGCCUGUUCGUUCCUGAGAUGGCGUUCGAUCUUCUCGUGAAGCCGCAGAUCAAGCUCUUGGAGAUUCCCAGCCAACGUUGUGUUGAGUUGGUAUACGAGGAACUUAUCAAGAUCUGCCACACAUGUGGGAACAUCGAGUUAUCACGUUUCCCGAGGUUACAGGCCAAGCUUAUUGAGGUCGUAUCGGACCUUUUGCGAGAGCGUUUGGGACCCGCGUCCGGCUACGUCGAGUCCCUGAUUUCGAUACAGCGGGCUUACAUCAACACAAACCAUCCAAAUUUCCUAGGUGCUGCAAAUGCCAUGAGCAACGUAGUAGGCGCCAAGCAGGAGAGGGAACGCAAACGCCUUAUCCAGGAGGAGCGUGAGCGGAGAGAGAGAAGACGUGCGAAAGAACUCGGGGCUAAUGGUACAGAGGAGGCCGAAGAAGACGAGCAUGCUGGCGCUGAAAAGGCGGAGCACGCAUCUAUUCGCAAGGCGCAGGGCAAGGGUGCGCGCAGCAUGUCACCGGCGGUAAGGGAGAAUGGCACCGGUGGCAUCACGGCGGCGCUGAACGGAGCGCGUUCAGCCUCUCCCAUGAUGCAAAACUCCCAGGCCGCUGGCGGGCCGAAAGACUCUUUCCUGAACUACUUCUUUGGAAAGGAUGGCGCGCAACCAGCUUUCCCGCCGCCGUCGCACAACGCAAACAUCGGUCGACAUGUGAGUCAGGGCUCGGAGCCAUCGAUCAGCCAGAGCUUCAGGCACCAGGAGCCCGUGCUUCGCUCUCCCAUUCAAACCACAGCAUCGCACACACACGAUGAUGACUUUGUCUUCGGCUCAUCGGUGCCCCGUGGUGCAGACUUUGGUGCUACCGGCGAGCCGGCCAUGACGGAACGCGAGCAGAUGGAGACGGAGCUCAUCCGGGCCCUGAUCUCCUCUUACUUCAACAUAGUACGUGAGUCGAUCGCCGACCAGGUCCCCAAGGCCAUCAUGCACCUGCUGGUCAACCACUGCCGCGACGAGGUACAGAACCGCCUCGUCAGCGAGCUGUACAAGGAGUCGCUGUUCGAGGAGCUCCUGUAUGAGGACGACGGCGUCAAGAAGGAGCGCGAGAAGUGCGAAAAGCUGCUGCAGACCUAUAGGGAGGCGGCCAAGAUCAUCGGCGAGGUGGUAUGA